Suncus etruscus (white-toothed pygmy shrew) is the source of this 1680-nucleotide messenger RNA. RefSeq names its product leukocyte immunoglobulin-like receptor subfamily A member 6. The transcript has 10 exons. Gene Ontology annotation, molecular function: inhibitory MHC class I receptor activity. Lineage: Eukaryota; Metazoa; Chordata; Mammalia; Eulipotyphla; Soricidae. Gene Ontology annotation, biological process: cytokine-mediated signaling pathway. The record is from RefSeq and is a predicted model, not a curated record. The coding region runs from base 1 to 1680 and encodes 559 amino acids.
AUGACCUCCCUCUUGGCCCUGCUGUGUCUGGGGUUGAGUAUAGGCACCAGGACACCAGUGAAGGCAGGGAACGUCCUCAGACCCAUCCUUUGGGCUGAGCCAGGCUCUGUGGUUCCCUGGGGUACCUCCAUGACCCUCUGGUGUCAGGGGAACUCGGGGUCCCAGGAGUUUCGUCUGGUUGAAACGAGUUUGUCACAACCCUGGGAUAUUCGGUUAACACUGAAGCCGGGAAACAAGGCCAAGUUCUCGGUACCUUCCGUGACAGAAGCAUAUGCAGGAACUUACGAAUGUUACUAUCUAAGCCCCACUGGCUGGUCAGAGCAUAGUGAACCGCUGGAGUUGGUGGUCACAGGCUUCUACGAUAAACCAUUCCUCUCAGCCUUUCCGAGCCUUGUUGUGGCCUCAGGGGAGACCGUUACCCUUCAGUGUGAUUCAUGGCUGGGACAUGACACAUUCGUCCUGACUCAGGAGGGAGACCCUGAGACCUGCUGGAAACUUGACUCUCAACAACUCCCCACUAGACAGCGCCAGGCCUUAUUCCAAGUGGGCCCCGUGACCCCUGACCGCGGGUGGUCUUUCCAGUGUUAUGGCUUUUUCUCACACACACCCCAGAAGUGGUCUCACCCCAGUGACCCACUGCAGCUCCAGGUGUCAGGUACAUCUAGAAGACCCUCCCUGCUGAGUCCGAAGGGCCGGAUUAUGACCCCAGGACAGACCCCGACCCUGCAGUGUCACUCUAAGGAUGCCUAUGAGACCUUUGCUCUGUACAAGGAGAACAGCAAGGACAUCACCCAGCACCCUGGCUACCAUCACCAGGCUGGACUCUCUCAGGCCAACUUCACCCUGGGCCCUGUGAGUGCCUCCCAUGGGGGCCAAUAUCGCUGCAUUGGGAGACAUGGUUUCACCUCCCUAUGGUCCGAGCCCAGUGACCCCGUGGACAUCCUUGUGGCAGGGCAGCUCUUCGACACUCCAGCCCUCUCAGUGGAGCCGGGCCCCUCAUUGGCCCCAGGAGGCAAUGUGACUCUGCUGUGUCAGUCCAGUGGCUGGAUGGACACUUUCCUGCUGGCUAAGGAUGGGGCCGCCGACUCCCCGCUGUGCGUCAAAGUGGCUAAGACAGAGGCGAUAACUCAGGCCCAAUUCUCCUUCCACCCUGUGACCUCAGCCCACAAUGGCACCUACAGGUGCUACAGUUCCAGUAGCUUCAGCCCCUACAGGCUGUCACACCCCAGUGACCCCUUGCAGCUCCAGGUUUCAGGACCCUCUGGUGACAGCAGGGCAAUGUCCACAGCUGUUGUGGGUGAGUUUCUGGGGCAUGUCCGGGGAAGAGAUAAGACUGGAGACCAGGGAGGUGCUGAGGAGGGAGACAGGAAAGAUGAGUGGAGUGACAGAGAGGCAAGAAUGCCCAGUGUCACCUCUGCCUGUGUCCUGCAUUCAUCGGUGACUCUGGACCGAAAAAACCCAGGCCCACUGCUCAUCGGGCUGUCCACGGCCGGUGCCCUGCUUGGGCUCUUCCUUCUCCUCUUCCUUCUCUUUCUUCUUCACCGCCGCUGCCAGGCUGGACACCACAAGUCAAGAGCCACACACUCAGCGCCCCAGGACACAGGCCUGAACACCCGCUCCCGCCCUGGUACUCACAUCCAGGAAAACGGCCCAGGUGACAGCUAUGGGGAGGACAGAUGA